This is a messenger RNA of Caenorhabditis auriculariae, 17247 nucleotides long. NCBI's taxonomy places the organism in Eukaryota, Metazoa, Nematoda, Chromadorea, Rhabditida, Rhabditidae. The record is from the annotation of a GenBank genome assembly.
AUGGGGCGCAAGUCUGUGAAAUCUGCUUCAACUUGGACACGAAGCACGUCUGAUGGAGAAGCUCUCAGACCCAUGUACGUAAACUGACCGAAAAAAAAUGACCUCGAUAUUUUACAAAAGUAUUAAGCUCGAAUUCAUAUUUAGGUCGAAAAAAGGCAAAGCCAUCAUCAAAACCCAACAGGUGGAUGUGGUGACUGAUGAAGAAGAUUAUGAGCAUAAGCCCGAUUCAACUAGUGAAAGGUACUCGAGUAACUUCGAUGUAUUUUUCAAAUGGCAAGUUGGUUGAGGAAAAGGUCGAAUGAUGAGCUGCGACAUUUGCAAGACAGUCUGUCGCAGUUUUUCACGCCCACAGCGGGCCGACGCGCAAGAAUCGAAUCGUUGAGCUCUCCCAAGGCUACCAAAAUUGACGAGGUUUUUUCUGUUUUUUUUUUCUUACUUCAGAAAAGGUGAAAAGCUUGAUCUUUAGGUAACAUUGGAGAGUAGUGACGACGAUAAGGUGAAGGAGGAUGAAAAGAUUAAACACUACAAGGCAGUCGAAAAGUUGGAGCCAUUCGAUGACGGCUAUGAAAGGUCAGCGCGCUGUUCGACGACGACGACGACGACCAGAAACUUCACCAAGAGAGGCACCACUAGCGGCUGCAACAAGCCAAUUGACACAACAGCUACUGCUAGUGGUAGCAGCAAAAAAUACAACGAGGUUAUUUCAAAACAUGAAUCAAGGCAAAAAUCAAGUUCUUCUUCUUCCUUCAGCCACUCACGGUAGAUGUCGUGACCAUAUCUCCGGGUGACCAUGAAGACGCUUCUCCGCAGAGGAGUCUUUCCAAACUCACCGAUUCGUUGUCGCCCUACUUUAGCGCCACUAGUGAAAAGCGUCGAACAGUACAACGUGGCGAAUUUCUUCAUCUUUGCGGCGGCUCGGGACCUCGCUACCUGCCCCAUCUCAGACAAGGUGUUAUUUCAUCUUUCUUUUUUACUCAACAAAGAAGGUUUCGUGAAUAAAAAUACUUUUCGGCUAGGACGUGCGAGGCGGAAAAGCAUUUGCUGCACUCUUGGCGUGAAAAUGACUUUCAUAAUUUCUUGUUUCAAAGCGUGAUUUUCUUUGUGGACUUGCAUUCAAAAACUUCGUUGCACAUUAAAAAAAUUACAGCCUUUCAUUAUCGGACAUUUGUAACGCAAAACGGACGCGAAUCGGACGUGUCGGGGCGUUUCGAGUGACCACUUUAGCAGCUUCAGCCCUCAUUAGUGAUUCCUAGAAUUGCCCAAAAACGUCUAGAGUACGUCCGUUCCGCGUUACCUAUGUCCGAGUUUGCUUUAUUUCCAACAAAAUUCCCGCGGCGGUCACAAAGGAUACGUGCGCGCCAAGGCCAAACAAUGCAACCUCUUGAGGACUGCUGUCAAUACUCACGGCGUUCUGCUAGUGGAAGAAAAUGUCAAAGUUUUGAAAAUGCGGAGUGGGUUACAAAGGUUGCUUCACCUUGAAAUACGGUAGACAGGUUUGCGCGCGAGCGUUUGAUAUUCUUGUUGCUCAAAUGCUUCAGGUGAUUUUUCAUUUUUAUUUUUGUUGUAUAUAUCUUUAUCUUUAUCUGUUUGUUUCUGAUUUACGGUAAAUAUUUCUCAUUGCGACAGAAAAAUGCGAAGGAAUUUUUUGUUAUUUAGUUUUCAAAGUUAACUGCUCGGUUUUGACCAAGUUUCCCUUCCAAAGCUCUAAAGCAAUGCUUUCAGUGACAUUUUCAGUGUCAAAUUAAAAUUUUAAUUUGAAUAAACUGAUCUUCAUUUUCGCAAAAUCGGAAUGGUAUGACGACGUUGCAGGGGAGAAAAAAUACCACUAGGUGGAUGAACUAAACCACACAUAUAACGAAAAAUGUUUUUUUGAUUUUUUGAUCAGUAGGAAAAGAAACACAGAACCAUAAUAAGUUAUUUGCGGCACAAGAUGCACUUUUUCACUUAAAAAAAAUACUUCAACUACUUUUUGGGGGAAAAAAAGUACUUUACCUACUUUUGGGGGUUAAAAGGAAUAAAAUUGUUCAAAAAGUAAGAAAAACUUUCGCUCAAAUUUUUUUUUUGUCAACUAGAAAAUGGAACUGUGAAAUUUUUUUAAAUUUUUUCCGUCUCUAGUGUUGAAAAAACGCCAUUUUUCGAAGAAAAUUAUUAUUUUCGAAUUUAAUGAAAAUGCGAGUUAGCGUCGUUGUGUGUUUGCACCAAUGACGUCAAAUACUACGGAAAUAAAGGGCGGGGCGUCAUCAAAAGAACGUCGUGAUACUGUCGACAGUAUAGGUACGACAUGUCGUACCUAUAUAUUGCAAAAUUAGCCCGAAAAAUCUUUUUUCCACAUUUUGAUUUUACCGGCUUGCUGGAAAAAGUCGGUCGCUUUUUAAAGUGGCCAUUUUUUAAAAUUUUGAAUUUCUUUCAGUUCUAAAUUGCGAACUUGAAUCAUUUUAGUGUCCAAAAUGCGUUGAAUAUUCGAUUGUUUUUAAGUUUCGAGAAACCAAUUGAUGGUGACCCAAAGUAAGAUAUGUCUUCAUCGGACAAAACGAAAAUUGCUUCAAAACGCAAAAAAAUUGCUCCAAAACAAAAAUUAGUACUGUUUUGGAGCAACUUUGGCGCGCCGAUGAACACGGUUUUUCGUUUUGAAGCAUGUUCCGUUCCUCCGACACGCCACAAGAUUUUUCAAUAAAUUUUAUGUCAGCUUUGCAAAUUCGACCUGAAAUCGGGCAUGCCGAUUUUUUCUCUGUUUUCGAGUUUUGCAAUAUUUUCGAGUAAAAUCCGUUUUGUGCGGGAAUUUCCUUUGAAUGGGGUACAUGCGAAGGAAAAAGUUUUAGGAUCUCCGAAGUGCGUAUUUAUUUUGCCAAGUUGUAAGAAAACAUUUUUUCACUUUUCUUUUUGUUAAAAUCGCGAAAAAAAAAAAUUGCAGCUGCAGAACAGCUCUCAUCGUCGCAAAACUCACCUCACGGAGCGCCAAAAGUUGUUGCCUCAGUGGUGUCGCCGCUUCCUGACGAGGUCGAUCAAGAAGAGGUUUAUACUGUAUUUUUUUUUAAAACGCGUUCGAGGUGAUCCCUGUUUCACUUACAUGCCGUGUUCAAAGUAAUUUCCGCGAAAUGCAAAAUACACGUUAGAGAAAGGAAAAGAUCAAUAAAUUUUGGAGAGUCAGAGAUCAUUUUGCAUUUCGCGGAAAUUACUUUGAACACGGCAACAAGUUUCAUUUUUCGAAUUCAAUUUGUAGUCGGCCAAGAAGAGGCCAGCACGUAUGGAACGAUCUCGACGCAGUGGCCAGGUCGAUUUGCUGCAGCCAUUCGUCGGAGGGCGGCGUACGCAAAACAGCGCUAGCGCCGCUCUAUUCACAAAUCGCCAAAAGGAUGCUCGCCAGGUGAUUUUUUGGACCAAAUUUUCAAAUUUGUUGGAAAAUUGGCCAAAGUCUGUUUGGCAAAACAAAAAAUUGAACUGAUUUCAUUUCAAAAUCAAUUUUAAGAGCCCUAAGAACGACGAUCAAGACUUGGCGAAAAGAUGCCGUACGCCCAAAGUUCCGCAUUCGCCAAACGUUUCGCCUGUGAAGCGAUGCGGCGGCUUGAAAAAAGCUCCCAAACGCUUACAACUCGCCGUCAACAGCCACGACAGCAGCGACGAUAGUAAUAGCCGGGGUGAAGCGUCGUCUUCGUCGGUGCCGAUCAAGAGUGGCGUGCGUGUGCUAAAGUAAAUUUAUAUCCAUUCGUGAAUUACGACUUUUUUUUCUGCAGAUCCAAUGCCGUUGAGAAGGAAAACGAAGAAAAUGUGUCUGCAGAUGAACGAGUCGCCCAAGAGGACACCUUUAUGGUAGUUGGCUCUUUACUAUGGUCGUCAUCAUUUUACGUUUAUUGCCCUUUUCUCCUCUCAAUUUUCGCAACUUUUACGUAUACACGCGUAAAAAAAAUUCGGAAAGAAAAACCAUUUAUUUUUUGAAAGCAAAAGACGUUAAAGAAAAGUUUCAGGUCCCUAAAGAGUCGCAACAGAUUUACGAUAAAGUGGUUCAACGCGUUUCACAAGUGAGCGUUGGUCAUUCUUUCCUACAUGCCCUCUUUUCUAUUGCAGAAAAUCGAACGAGCAAUCGCAGAAGCCUGUCAGAGGUCGUCGAAUGAUCCGUCGUCGUCGGCUUCGGACAAGGAACCUCGGUGGCCGAGGGCGAUUCAUCUAGGCCGUGUCCAAGUUCAGACGUGGUUCUCGGCGCCGUACCCCCACGAGUGUGCACAUGUUCCUGUUCUCUACCUUUGCGAGUGGUGCCUCAAGUACAUCAAAACGGCCGAAAUUCUUCGACAGCACCUGGUUUGAGAACAGCAAUCUCAUGAACGCGGUAGAAUCGCAAAGAAAAAUUUUCCUAGCUCAAUGAUUCGUUUUCUUUUUAGUUCUUUUUUUCCGUCACUUAAUCUUCUCGAGAGAAUCCAGUGUUCCUUCUGCUAAUUGCAAUGGCGGUUUAACUUAUUGCAAUAGGGGCGCGAUAGAGCGAGCCGAUUUUUGUGCAUUUACGGGAUGGAAAUAAAGCGUUAAAUAAUGCAUUAUAAUGUUUUAGAGAUCUUUUAAUCUACCGUGUUCAAUGAUUUAGGGAAAUGGACAUUUCCCGAAAUAAUUUUAAACGAAUAACGCGUCAAUUUUGAAAUCGCCCAAAUUUAUUCGAACAGGGUAUUCCUUUCCUUUCAAAUUUCCGUCGCGAACUCACCUUCAUAGCAUUUUCGGCUGCUUUUGGUUGAACUUUCUAAGGAAAACUAAAAUUGGCUCGCGAAAUCGAUAUAUUUUUUAUUGCAAAACCAGUAUCUCUCUUUUAUCUUUCGCUAGAUUUUUUUUUCCGCGUGUCGGCAAAAAGUGUGGCCUUGACACGUUGGCCAUUCCUAGUCGGCUUCUUUUCGGCCCAAAAAUGCGUACGAGGAUUUGAUGAAAAACAAUCUCAACCUUUUUUUCCAGACAAAAUGCACCCUUUCGUAUCCACCAGGCAGAGAAGUGUACCGCCACGACGACAUUUCCGUUUUUGAGAUUGAUGGCAACUCAUCAAAGUCGGUCGAUUGUAUUGAUAAAGCGUCGCAAUUAAACGCGUUCAGGACGUACUGCCAGAACCUUUGCUUGCUGUCAAAGCUUUUUCUCGACCACAAGACGCUCUACUACGAUGUAGAGCCCUUUCUUUUCUACGUCUUGACGCGAAACGACGACAGAGGCUGCCACAUUGUUGGCUACUUCAGCAAGGUUCUUGGAAAGACGUUUUCUUGAACGUGAAAAGCCUUUUCCAGGAAAAGUACAGUACACAAAAGUACAACGUUUCGUGCAUAGUGACACUUCCCUACUAUCAGAAAAUGGGCUACGGGCGCUUUCUCAUUGAUUUCAGUACGUUGCUGUUUGUUCCUCGUUUGUUUGGCGGAAUGGAAAAAAACCUCUCAAUUUUUGACUUAUGUCUUCAUCGCUCUUCUUUCUAUAGAAAUGUGACGAAAAAAAAUUUUUAAUUUUAACAUUACGGGCAAACUCCAAAGACCUUAAAAAGGAAAAUCUAGAGCCCCUUUUGGUGUCAAAAUUUUCUCCGAAUCUCCUUUUUCCGCCAACUUCUUUUUCUGCUAAAAAGAUCAAGAAAAAAAGCUAUUUCCAAAGGUUCUGUUUAGGUCCUUCUUGACUUUGCCCAUGGGGUAAAACCUCGAGAAAAUGGCAAUCGCUCUUCUUUUUCUUGUUACCAAGACCUUUUACUAACGUCUCCUUCUAAAAGAUGCCUUCAUUGUAGAUUGGAAACGCUUACUUUAGAAACUUUGUGGUUUAGGCCCUCUCGCAGUUCGACUUUCCAAGGGAUAUAUCUUUGUGAAGUAGUAUAUUUAUUAUAAAAUGGAGAAUAAAAUUGAAAUUUCAUUUAUUUUUGAUUGCCCCCGCCAUAAAUUUUUGCGAAAAUGAAUAAAAUUGAAUACAAUUAUAAAUGAACAACCGGACAUUAAUUGUCAAAUUACAGGUUUUUUGCUCACUCGGAAAGAGAACAUGACAGGCACUCCGGAAAGGCCGCUCUCCGAUUUAGGCCGUGUCUCCUACGCGAGCUAUUGGCGGACUGCGCUUUUCGAGUGGAUCAACGUUCACGUCAAACGAAAAGCGCCCAGUCGAAUAUCCAUGCAUGGUUUGUUGCAUUUAAUUUCCUUUCUCUACCAGGGGGCACGGAAGAGAUUUGCGGAACUGUAGUUGAAUCAGAGUUUUUGAAAGAGACGGUUUUUUUUUUCAUCGGAGAAAAGUUGAGAAUGGUUAAGAUAUGUUUUUUUUUUGAUAGAUACAUCUCGAAAAGUUAUUUCUAUAGAGGGUACCAUCAUUAACAAAAAAAAAAAAAUUCAAAAACAGUUUUACCAUCUGCUAUUUUUGGAGGUUUCUAAAAACUGAGAGCUCAAUUAAAAUAAAUUUUUUGAUUUUUGUUUUCCAAUUACUUAUAGAUCAACUUUUUUACGAUGAAAAAAGUUGUACCCUCCAUAAAUUCCCAUUCAAGUUUUUUUCCGCAAUUCUCUUCCGUGCAACUCUGCUUUUCUACACGCUUUGAAGCAGCAACUUUUCAUGAUACUUGAUAUAACCAUGUUUUGCGCCUUGAAAGCUUCCAGUUUUUUUCACAAUCCAAGCAUACGUUUCAGAUCUGGCUGAGGGCACCGGAAUCGCCGCGGCAGACAUAUGCGAAACGCUCGAUGCUCUGGGCUGGAUUCAGGCCAAAGCAGACGGGUGCGCCAGACCUCUUUAAUUUUUUGAGUCACUGCUCAUUUUUUAAGCAAAUUUCAACUCGAAAUCAACUGGAAAAUGGUGGAAGCACAUUGCAAGGCGGUCGCAGACGACAAACGGCGGAUAUGGCUCGACGAAAGUGCACUUAAAGUACUUUUUUUUUCAACGUCUGACCACACGUUUGAAUUAGAGCUCUUAAAAAUGAACGUUCGAAUCACAUGAUGCUAUUCGAGCGUGUCAAAAUGUAACCUUUGAACAAACGUCCAGUGUAACGACAAUCUUGUCAGUCUAUGAAAAGAUGGUUCAUGCCAAUAACCUUCGACAUCCAUCGAAUAAUUUAGUCGACAUGUAGUUUGCUGAUAACGAAAGAGCCUUGAAAUUCAAAGGAGAGAAUGUCAUUUUUGAGAGCUUUUCUUUGAAUCAACCCAACUUGUGAUUUUAAGUGGGAGCCGACGGUUUACUCUCCCACUAAAGACUUUGGCCAGAGAUCGCCACAGUUUCCGUCGCCCCACCCGUCUCUGACGCCGAUGAAAACUCCAACGUCGGCGGUAGUCGGUGAAGGCUCGGUGCUUCGCAAGUCGUCCUCUUCCGUCACUGCUACGCCUUCUAUCGCUGCUGUCGGGGCGACAGUUCAGAGCGUUGGUUUUGAUGAUUUUCCCACUUUCAAAUACGGAUCGCGCGUCUGCUUGUUGUGAACUCAGCUAAUUUUCCUAUGACGGCAUUUCCGAUUUCUUUCUUAUCGUCAGAGAACUUUUCGAUUAUGCCUUGUAGCUCGGAGGAAAAUAAUGAUCAUGACAAGCUGGCGAAAUUAGCUAUAUAGCUGAUUCACAGCUGGCUUGAGUCAAAGAAACAAAAGGUCCUGACACGAAAAUAAAAGAGAGGGUGCCUGGUUGGUGGAGAGCGCAGACAGGAAACGCCUCUUAGCGGCACAAGCUAGCCAUGAAUCGGCUAUACGUAAGAAAAACAAUUGAGUUGACCUCAACAUGAUGAUUUGAAGCGCAUCAAAUUCGAACUAAAAGGUUUCGAACUGUGUUUCAACUUUUCUUAAAAAUUCCUCUUUCCAAAGUCUUUAACUAAAUAGAUAAAGAACCCUUUCUUAGGGCCGUAAUGGAAACACAAACUCAAGGUCAACGACGCGCAAUUUGCGCAAGCAGCUCGAAAAAGAAAAAGUGUCGUUCACCGUUGGCGCUGAAACAGCCAACACAUCGGAAGAACAAGAAGAAGAUGACGAAGAGCAUGACUCGCGUCAAACGAGCAAGCGCACCCGGAGAAAAACCAAAUUGACUUCAAGCGUAUGCAAAGGUUUCGGCGUGCACUUUGCGUCCUCCAAAGCCGAAAUUACAGACCGUACCAAAGAGUUUCGCAAAGACGAUGAUAGCGGUCCAGACGACGACAACGACGAUGAGGAUGAUCACUACCACCAACAAUCAACACGAGCCCUUACCAACUUUCGCCAAUCUAGAAAUGGUCAAUCUCAAACGUUGCUAUUUAGUUCUGGGGACAUUAAUAGAUCAAAAUCAACAGGGGCGCAAAAAAAAAAAAAUGAGAAAUGAGAGUUUCUAGGGAUAAACACCAAACUUCAUCGGAUUCUUUUUUAUGUCGUCGUCUUAAUUUCAGAGGAGAAACAAAAUUUGGAUACGCUACCGAGCUUUGCAUUCAGAACGGAACAAGAUUCAGGCGCUACACGAGCUGAAACAACUAAAACAAAUGGUGCCAGCGGCAGCAGCAAAUGGACAAAGUCAGGUCGAGUCACCCUGUAUGGUUCUAGCAGCGCCGAAGAUUCCGCCGGUCAUUCGUCUUCUUCUUCAAUGAGCUUCGACACUUCCGAAGGUUCGUCACGUGUGUAGCUCACGGCUUUUUAAUUUUUUUUUUGUACUCUCAGGUAGUCUUGCCUCAUCCGACUCGGACGCUGACGCCAACGUUGUUGAGACAUCUAAAAAGGCUAGAGAAGCAGCCGUUCCGCAGAAAGGGAAUCCUCACCUGCCGGCUUCUUUUCCUCUUAGGCGAAAAAAGAGAGGGGCUCCUAAAAAAGGGAGCAAGGGUAAAGUCCGUUUUUUUUUCGAUAUUGAACUGAUGGGAAAAAUUCCUCCUCUUCUCAGCGCACCAGAUUUAGGCGAUUCCAAACUCGCAACAACCACCUUCAACUUCGGAGAGCGGCAAGUUGUCCGGCGAAGAUGGACAUGCCGUAGCUUCGGCUGGCCAAACGAGAGGCCUUCUCAUGCAAGUCAACAAAGGUACGACCUGAACAAAACCACUCAACUGGCUCCACGGGACAAAAAUGCAGUUGAAACCCCAUGAUUUUCCAAAUCGUGGCCUUCCGCGCGAAGUUGAAAGACAAAGUUUGUAUAACCGAGUAUUCCCUUAUUGAAAAUUGAGACAUGUUCGAGUCAUUCGCUGAAUUUUCAAGUUGGAAAUGAAAAGAAAAUUAGAAGUCGUCGCCCUUGGCCAAUUUAUGAAUUGAUUCUGCGUUUUGCGUUUUCGUUUCAAUUUAGCGUUUGCACUAGACAUGCGUAGUUGAUUGCCAUUGAACCUCAUUUAUCAAUGACAUUUCAUAGGAAACGGUCGCAAGAACAAAGGCGGUGUGGUCCGUGAUCAAAAUAGAAAGAAGGACGCUAACAAGGCACGGAGCAGCUCGAGCGAGUUGAGCAGCACUUGGCAUCGAAGCGCGUCAGUGCAGGACGCUUGCUCGAGCGACGACGACGGUGAAACCUCGAUGACGACGACGACCAUCACUCUGGUCGCCGAAGAGAAUAAAGACAAGGUCGCACGCGUGGGCGACAUAGCAGAGACGCCUCUCUCGAGCUCCGAAGCCGAUUCGAUUUCGACGCGCUCCGACUCGCCACGGCCCAUCGGAGACCGCAUUCCUAGCAACGCACCAUGCACCAUGAUGAACAUGGGUUUCGUGCCCGACGACGACGACGACGACUUUGAGAAUGAUCGGUAUGGGAAGAAAAAAACGGAUCGUUCGAAAAACCACGAUUAGAGAAUUUAUGACUUAAAAAAAAAGAAAAACGCUUGACAUUACUUUUAAGCGCGCGUAAUGUUUUAUAUUUUACGAUGCACCCGAUUUUUUCAGGUCUGCCAGAAUAAAAAACAGUAAAAUCUGCUCUCCAACAUUUUUUCAUUAAAAUAAGAGUUUAUCCUUUCACGUCUGUAUCCCAUUCUUAUAGUCUUAUAUUCCUUAGGAUCUUAUACUCUAAAAAAGUGUAAGAAGCCAUUUUUUUGGCCAUAUACCUUUGAUAGCGGCACGACUGAUUGUGGAUCAAUUCGAACUUCCUAGGCUAGACGAAGAGCCUCCCAAGCUUGAAGCUGUGAUCUUGGAAACUGACCGUUGCAAAAGCAAUUGUUCGGCGGCAGACGAAGCUCCUCCAAUUCUCGAUCCAGCAAACAAUCAAAACGUAAAUUAUCGCAAAAGCAUCUGGUUCCUCAUUAUGUACCAACUAGAGUGAUCUUUCAACUAUUUUGACAGAUCAAAAUUUUGAACAUUGAUUUCAUCAUGACCUUUUGAAAGAUCAAAUUUAGAAAUUUCAUUUAAAAUGAUCUCUCAUUUUAAUGACAUGUUAAUCUGUCAAGUAAAACGAUAGGUCACAUUGUUUAGACUUUUUAACUUUUCAUUUAGCCAAAAUGUUUACAUGUUAUAUUUUAGGUGACAUUUUAUGAAAACUUUGACCGAAAGAUUGGGCGAAAGAUCUUUUUGGCAGACUCUAGUAUACACCAAUUUCAGGCUCCUUCUUCGUUCUCGGCCUAUCAGAAAAUGACAGGCGAGACGACGACCAACGACGGCUACUCGACAGAAGACGAGCCGCCUCCCUGUCUCUCCCCGAACGUCGGCACGGACAACGCAUUUUCUGAACGCGAGGUGUGUCCCACUUUUGCUUGCUUCAAUUGAAAAAAAAAAUUUCAAGUUUCGACCACAUCUGGGAGUAAACAACUCAAUCUGUCAAUAAAGAGGAUUCACCUCCUAAUAGUACAUUUUAAGACAUGGGGCGCGCCGUAGCGCAACAGGUUGUGUGCCUGUUUACGGUCCACGGGGUCACAAGUUCGAUCCCUGCCUCGACCCAACCAUGGGGUUUGAGAAAUGUUAGUAGUGGGAAACCACGACUUCAAAAAUUCCCACCCUUCACACACAAGGACGGAUAUGUCACUUACAUUUUAAGACCUGAAACGGCUGCGCGAUACAUUCCUCUAAUUUAAUUUUUUUGAUCUUUUACACUUUUAGAACAGUGUUUAAAAACAAUUUAUCUGAAGAUCGAAAAAUGUGGAGGGUUUGUUUUCAGCUGGCCAUGGAUAGACCGCCGAACGCGCCGGCCGCCAUGAAAAAUCUGGAGGAUGAGCAAGCCAGCUUGUACCAUCAGCAGCAGCAGACACAACAAAACAGCGUCCAUGCAUUGAGCGUCGCUUCGGCUUCGCAACUGCAGCAGCAGCAGCAGGUCGCGCCCUCUUCGUCCACUUCAUCGUGCUGUGGGCCACCGCCCAUGCCUCUGCCACCGCCGCAACCCAGCACGCCACUAAUCAGCUAUCAGAGGUUCACGAUUUUUCCUUGUAGCGCCUAUUGUUAGAGGAGAUCUAGAAAACAUACAGCAUCCUUCUAAGAGCUUCUAGGCGUACUUCGAAAGGGCGAAAUUUGGUUUAUUGAAAAAUUUGCACUUGAAAUUCAAUUAGGUCGAAGGGUGCAAUUUUUUCUUCUUUUAAUCUUUCUGUUCAGUCAGUCAAUUAAUAACUAGUCAAAUAAUACAGGGCUAGGCUAAAUUCUUGGAGGGCAUUCGCUUGGUUAUAUCUCAUGAUGAAAAGAGUUUCAGACAAACUUUGAUUAUCUUUUUCAAGACACCGUAUCAAGGAUAGCACAUGGAAAAAAAAAAUUCGAUUUCACAAUCUCAGGCGGAGAUUUUCUGAAAAUUUUUGUGUAAUUGCCCAAGACACUCAAGCAACUAAGACUGUUGGCUAGACCGUACUCAAAUCAUUUCAUUCAGAAAAAUUUGUGAAAUAUGCCGCCGUAUGUUAAUAAAGCGCGAUACCGCAAGUUGAAGCCGGGUAGGAGGCUACGGUUAAGACCGACCAUCCUAGACAGCAGUAUGAAGAAAAACCAGCUAAUUUUCGAACGGAGAUUUUUUCAAAUUUUUCAUAUCGCUAGGGAAUCUCCGACGGCGACGUUUCCGAUUAAUUUCUUUCCGACUUUUUUUCCUUUUUCUCUGUGUUUUAGUCAUGAUUCAUGAAUCAACGGCUUACUUUGUAUAGAAAGAUUCACAACGAAGAUAUUAUCAAGAAAAAUAAUAGUCGUAAACCUCGCAGUCAGCAAGUUCCGUAGCGAUAUUAAAAAAUAAGAAAAUUCGCUGGCUUUUAUUUUAUACCUCCACCUAGACACUAUUUUAGGGUGUAAAAAAAGUUUCUUGUUUAGGUCUCACGUUGGGUUUCAUUCUAGACCUUCUGAAAAAGUGCCUUUUUGAUAACGCUGAUAUUGAAAAAUACUGUUGCCUGUGCAAUGUUCAUGGCCUGACACUACCAAAAGAAGAAUCAUCUGCUAACCGGCCAUGACUUUUUUUCGUUUUUUCUUCUUAGUCAUAUUGAAGAGUCAUAUUGAAGACUAAGAUUUACUUACACGGGAAGUGCGAAAGGUCGAGCUAUUGGAAUUUAAUAAAACUUGGUAUAUAGGUACUUCCGAACACCUUGAAUCCAAAGCAGUUGAAAAAAAGUGCGCCUUUUUGGUUCUAGUCGAGUUAGGGCGCCUCAAAGUUUGCACGCAAAAAAUACAUUGAAAGGGAGGAGGUAAUGUGUUGCGGCGGCAAACUCUAGCUGCCAGCAGGCGGCGUGGUGUAGUGGCUAGAGGCCUCGCGCUGUGAAACCUAUGAUGCAGGUUCGGUCCCUUUUUGGUGAAAUUUUUUGCCAUGAAGUUUUUUUCGAAAAAAAUUGAUGAAUUUUUUUGAAGAUGGAACGAAAAAUUACUGUUCAAAGUAUUAAAAUUCACUAUUUUUAUGUCGUUUUGAGAAAGACUUUCGACAAAAAAAAAUUUUUUUAGUCUUUUUUUGUCCUGCUCUGUGCAGGAAAUUUGGGCGUCGAGAUUAUUCUUGCGAGAGUUCAUAGGUUUGUGAUAUAAAUAACAACUUAUUGUAGUUCUAUGCUUCUAUUCUUAUUCAUCAAAAGAUUUUUUUUCUUCAAAGAUGGCGGUUAGUUAACCCUUUUCCUUGUCUUUUUUUUUCCAUUCCCUGCAGCAUCGCCAUAUCAUCUCGAUUGUGAAAAUAAAGUGAAGCUGGGCUUUGAUACACAUUUUUAAACAGAUAACGUCAUAAAGGAAGGAAAGAAGAAUAAACUUCAUAGAACUUUGAUUUUAUUGGUUGAUCAGAAAUUUUUUCGAAGGAAUAAGUCAACCAUAAGCCUUAUGGUUAGGCAAGGAAAAUUGAGCAAAAAAAUUUUUUGUCGAAAUUCUUUCUCAGAUAAGCAUAAAAUGGUGAAUUUCAAAAUUUUGAGCUGUUCUUUCACUCCAUCAAAACUUCCUCAUUUUUCAAAUAAAAAAAAUUGGCAAAAAAACUUCACCAAAAAGGGACCGAACCUGCAUCAUAGGUUUCACAGCACAAGGCCUCUAGCCACUACACCACGCCGCCUGCUGGCAGCUAGAGUUUGCCGCCGCAACACAUUCCCUCCUCCCUUCCAAUGCAUUUUUUGCGUGCAAACUUUGAGGCGCCCUAACUCGACUAGAACCAAAAAGGCGCACUUUUUUUCAACUGUUUUGGAUUCAGGGUGUUCGGUAGUACCUAUAUACCAAGUUUCAUUAAAUUCCAAUACCUCGACCUUUCGCACUUCCCGUGUUAAAAACGUGUUUCAAACGUGAGCUCUCUGGAGGCAAGUUAUAAGGCAAGAUUGGCAAAAAAAAAAACCUGCAUGCGGUGACCGACGUGAUCUCUUAAAGACUCGAGGUUGUCAUUUCCAAAAAAGAUUGAAGACUGUUUCUUCAAAUCAGAAGUCGAAACUCAUUGCGUCGUAAUAUGUAACGAUUUGAACGUCAUCAAACAACACCCCUGUCGAUCAAAAAAGCGCUACAGUCAAUCAUUCCCGACUGUAGUCUGUUCAGGUUUUGAAUGUCAAGUAGCAAACUCUGCCCCCAAAAAAUCUCUGUGGGUGGCUCUCUGAUUGGUUUUGAUCUACGCAUAGAGGUGGAGUUUGACCAAUGACUAGACAUUCAAAAUCUGAACAGACUCUAGAAAUGAAAAGAAAAAGGGAAAGACGAAACUCCGUGCAGCCUUGAUAGGCAACUUGGCAAGUGACGUGUUGCGUACGUAAAAAUAAAAACUUAAUGGUGUCUUCUCACAGUGUGGACGGUUGAAGCCGAGCCUUUUUGCUGUAUAGUCAAUCCUUGCCGACCUGAAAAGCGAGAUGGGUAGAGUGGCAAGGAGGAAGCGUUGCGUACGCGACGCGGCCAUCUGGCGGGAAACUUAAAGUCAAACGCAGCCACGUUUGUUAAUGUGCAACGCGUUUCCCUUGUCAAACUACCCACCUCGCCUUUUAAAUUGGGAAUAGUCGACUACACAAAUUUUUUUUUCAGUGUCACAAAACAGAACACGCCGGGGAGUGUACCGUCGAGCACGUCUUCCUGUCCUCCACUGCCGCAGCUGCAUCAGCAGACGCCCGAACAAUUGGCCUUCAUGAGUCCGCAGACAGUUCAAGUUUGGUUUCCGCCCUAUAUCUUCGAUAUGAAAAAAGUGGCUGGUGGAGGCAUUUCUGUUCGAAAUUAUCAUGAGGCCAUUAGCGUUCCCUCCAGCUUGCCGGUCAAAUUGAAAAAUAUGAACCGACGCUUAAUCUUGACCAACAAUAAUUAAGCAUACCAAUUAAUCCAGAGAGAUAAAUUUAGGGCGUUUGUGGAGCCCAGACGCCAUCCGUCUCGUCAAUUCAUUCAGCGCACAACAGCUCAAUCGACAUGGUCGAUUCCUCGUCGCUGGCUAAUUUCGUAAGUAAUGCCGCGUUCAAUAUGAAAUUUGAGCAACAAGAGAAUGAUUUGAACUCUUUUUUUUUUUGAUAUAUGUGCUUUUUACUUUUUUGUUUUGUUUUGUCAUUGUUGAAAGAUUUAAAGAAUAAGAGAGAUCAAAUCAAAUAAUUUAUUUUGUUGUUUUAGUCAGAUUUAACUCAUCAGGCGGUAAACAAGAACUUUUGAUGCUAUAACGAGCAACCGCCUUUGGCAAACUGGAAGUCUAAACGUUUAGCUCAUAAAGUUAAAAGCAUGGUCUCUGCCUCUUUCUUUUAAGCCUAGUACAUCCAGAUGCGCCUUGACGAGCUCAGAAUGUAGUGAAUCUUGCGCGGAGACCGUGCUCCAGGUGGAAGCCUCGAAAUGAGAGCGAACACUUCGAGUGAAGACUUCACACGGAAGUGGUUUGUGGAGAAGUUUGCGGGACGCGUAGCGUGUGUCUACGCAGUUCUUGGCACGAGUUCAACUCAACCGCCAUCGACUAAAAAGCUCUUUUUGUAUCUACUAUACUAUUUUUUUAAUGCGCAUAUGAAAAAAGUGAAUAAAUAACUUUUAAAAUAAUGAAAAAGUGGUAAACGAGCUCUCCAAAUAUUCACUGACGGUUGAAUUGAACUGGUGCCAAGAACCACGAACGAGCACGCUACGCCUCCGUCUCCCUCACCAUUCCAAAAAAAAUUGACUGUACACACAUGAACAGUCGUGAAAACACAACGGCCAUUUUUUAGGGGAAAUUUGAUAUCGCUCAUUUUUUUGUACAGGCGCAGCAGUCGGCGACGAUGCCAGCCAACACCACCGGCUCUUCGCUUCUGCCAAGCAACCAAUCCGACUCGAGCACUCCCCUCAUACAAGGUUUCCGUUGUGACUUCGAAUGUGCUCCAAAAGUCAUCGUCUGCCUAACAGGGUUCACAAAUCAGCAUCAGUCCUCCGGUGCCACCAACUUGACGCCAAUGGUGGCUCCGUCAGGUCCUCCGGCUCCGAAGCUGCCGUCAGCCUCGCGCCGGUCGGAAUCUACCGCGCUUCGUCGCCAGCGCCAACAACAACAACAACAACAACAACAGCAGCAGCAAGAACAACAACAGCAGGUUUGGUAAACCAGUACCUCAGUCUUUGAGACUACUCGAGUGCACACACUUGAAUUCUUAUACGUGACUUCAGAUGCAAAUGCACCAGAUGCAACAGCAACAUAUGUCACACAUGAAUUCGGUGCACCUAUCACAAUUCGGCUAUUCGUACAACGCGUAUCCGUACUCUACCGCCGGAGCUCAGUUCGACCCUUCAACUUUUCAUCAUCAAUAUUGGCAAGGUUGGCGUUUCUUGUCAUUCCAUAUUUGCCGGGUUACGUGAAGCCAAACUAUUGAACCGUCUCAGAAAUUUGUUCUACGAUAAAAAAAAAACCGUCUUCGAAUUGAAACUAUCCGUCAGAGAAUGAAAAAAAAUACCUAAAUCAUCUACUCACUAGUCAGCGGGGCGGGGCGCCCCGCCCCACUGAGUAGAUAAUUUAGGUAUAUUUUGAUAGAUUUUAUUCAACCUCUUUCAAAUCCGGCUGCGAUAGAAUUCCAAAUUUUUUUUUCCCUGAAAAAUGAUGUUUUCUGUGACCAGAGGGACUAGAUCUACAUACCAUUCAAAAAUAAGCUCCCCUAACUUUUUUCACAGACGUAUUGGGCAACUUUUGAAAAAAGAUUUGAAUUCAGCGUGAAAAACUACAUCUAGAAAAAGCUGGCCUCAUUCUAAUGCCGUGUUCAAAGUGAUUCCGCGAAAUUCAAAAUAGCUGUCAGAGAAAGAGAAAGAUAACUAAAUUUUGGAGGGUCAGAGACCAUUUUGCAUUUCGCGGAAAUUACUUUGAACACGGCAUAAAGUCCCUCUGCGUCCAGAGACCAUUCCCUGGUAAGUUAAGGUUGUUGGAAAACGACUCUUAUAAUUAUCUGAAAAAAACUCUGAAAGUUUUUAUUAUGAACCUUUGAAAAAAACUUUAUGGUGUUCAGUAUUUAGGCUUAAUCAGAUAAUUCAGAUCUUCCAGGCUUGAGCGAGAAGAAGUUUCAAAAUAAAUAAAAUAAACUGCGUUCAAGUUAUCUGCGUAACUUUCAAAAUGGUGUAUAGUGAUAAUACAGAAUGAAAUUUUAAGCAGCAAUGAAACUAUGAAAUAAAUGAACGAGAAAAACAAUAGAAAACGCGCGCUGAUGAGAAAUCUGUGGUAGAUUUACAGUAAGGCAAUCAGUACAAAUACCGGUGGCUCUCAGCGGUCUAGCCCACAUAUAAUCAACCUUUUUUUCGAAAAACACUGGGAAUUCAACAUUUUGGUGAAAUAUGAUAAAAUUUUGCCUUUUGUAGGAGCCAUGUUACAAGCCAAUCAAUCGACAGGGCUGCCAUGUUACCCAAACGGCGUUACUUCAAGCGGACCCCGUGUGCCGAUGCCGACGCAACCAGCCUGGUCACGAUAUCAGGCCGGAACAAGUGGCGCUUCUUUCGGCCAGCAGUCGGUCGCAGCGGCGGCUGCAGCCAAUGUCAUGCAAUCCAACUCGUUUGCACAGAUGCCUCCAGAGUUCGCCGCCGCCGCUGCCGCCUAUCCAUCCUUCACCCCGUAUCAAAUGAACUUUUAUCUCCCGAAAAAUAGCUAG